AUGCUAUCUCAAGGUUCGUUAGAAAAAGCAUUAUCUUUAGAAGGUUUCCUUAAAAAAAAGAGUCCAAGCGGUAUUACAGGCUACCAAAAACGCUAUUUUGCAAUUCGUGAUUCUGGAAAACUUCUUGCUUAUUUUCCAAGAAAGCCUAAACCAGAUACAGAACCUCGAGGUGUUAUUCCAUUAGAUUUAGUUAAAGAGAUACGUGAUGUAGAUGAUACAAAUUUCUCAAUAAUUUAUGAGGAGCGUGUAUUUGAACUUAAAGCUGAUAACCCAGACGCAAAGGUUAUGUGAGUUAAUGCACUGCAACUUUUACUUGAAAAAAUCAGAGUAAGUAAGCAGCCUGAAACAAGGCCAAGGUCAGAUACCAAGACAAAAACGUGGAAACCCAAAAAUCUCUCUGCAGACAUGCUCCAAAUGGUAAAAAUUGAUGCUGAUAGCCCAUCACCUGCCCCGCGUGUUGAUUCUCAAAAUGUCCAUGUCCAAAUUAUGAACCUUAAAGGAAUCUGGCAAUAUAUUGUAAAUAUUGAUGCAAAAGUCUUAAAAAAUAGACUUAUUUAUGGAUUUUUGAAUAAACGAAGCAAAGGGAAAAUGAAAUAUUUUCAGAAAAGAUGAUUUGUGUUGAUAAGUGGAGCUCCGAUCAAAAAUGACGUAGAAGAUGACCAACAAUUAGCGGAAACAUUGUUGCCACCAUGAAUGUAUUUGAAUCAUAUUUAUUAUUUUAAAUUUAGCGGGCUUGAUGAUGACUCUGAAGCGCAAGGAGAAAUCCCUACAAGAAUUGUUAAUAUAAGAAUCAAAGAUAUGACAAAUUCCAAAGACUCAGGAGCCUCAUUCUUACUUGAUGUAGGUACAAGAAUUUUUCAUUUAAAUGCUGAUAAUGAAGAAGAAAUGAAUCGAUGGAUAAAGGCUAUAGAAAUUAGCAGGGAAAAUGCACAAGAAGUAAGCUCAAGUAUUACUGGCAAACCAAAAAUACUUAAAAAAAUUAUUGAUUUAUACGAUAAUCAUGGAGAAAGCUCAUUAAAAGGAAAAAUUUUAGAAAAAUUCCAAAAUGAAAUAGGAGAUCUGAUGGAAAAUUGUAAAGAGAUUGAGUUAGCUAUUAAUGCGUGCCAACUAUUAACAGAUGAUUUAAUAUCUACAAUAGAUGGCUGUAUAGCGGCUCGGCCUCAAAGAUUAGAAAUUGCAGAAUUUUAUGCUGGGAUUUUUCAUAAAAAAUUAUGUGAAUUUUUAUCCCGAUGCUGAAAAAUACUUGGGAAGCAUAUGCCAAUUGAAGACCUGCGAAAAUUGAUAAAAUGGGUUCAUUAUUAUGAUACACAAUUAAGAAAAGUAGGAAUUACUGACCAAAAAGUAGACAAUGGGUUAGUAGUCCUUUCAUUGACCUAUUCCAAUAGGAUUUUUGAAAAUUCCAAACAAGGAAUUUUAGAUGCCAUGAUAAAUGCUAGGGAGCAAGUUGGCAUCGAUGAAGAAUCAGGGCUUUAUAUCGUUUGUUUUGCAGAAAUCUGCUCUAUAGUCGAGCCAUUAUUGUUUGAAAUUCAGUCAGAAAAUUUACCAAGCUUCACUGAAAAUCUAUUAGAAACUCUAACUCCCCCUCUGUGAGCGAACAAAACUAUGGAAAGAUCCCUAAUAUUUGGAUUUUUCUCAACAUCCGUAAGCAAACAAAAAAAAUGUUAUAUAUAAGUGAUAAUUAUUAUGAUGAAACCUCGAGCUAAUUCUGGUUAAUUAAAACAUCUUGCAUUUUAAAACAUAAAUUUUACAAACUAAUCUACUCUGUAAAUUAAUUUCAAAUUGAGAUUUUUAAAUUUUGAAAAAAAAAAAUACUAUAAAAAUUAUAUAUAAAUUUUUAAAAUUUUUUUAAAAAUAAAAAUUAACCACCAUUAAUGAGCGAAUAAAAUUUUUUUGUUCGCUCACGGAGGGGAGCAAGAGAUGUUGUAGGACAAUACCAAAAUGCUGUAAUUGAGCUAUUAGAAAGAGCUGCACCGUUGUCUUUAACUUAUUUAGUAGGAUUAUGCAAUGAUUCUUAUUUAAUCUUACAGAGAAUGAUCACAUGGCAAAAUUUGUUGAAAUCACAUAUAGAAGCUGAUGUGAUGCAAAAGCAUUUAUGUGCUACAGAGAUGUCUGAGAAUGUUAAGCAGAUGGGAGGAAGAGUAAAAGAAUACUUGACAGAUACGCUGUUGCUAAAAGUUGAUGACCAGUUUAGUGGACCUAUUCAUGAACUUCACUUGCUCCUCCCAGUAAUAAUCAAGAAAUUGCUUGUUCGUUGGGGUUUUCGCAAAUUUUAUAUAAAUAGAUUAAAAUUUGUUUAUUAUUGAGUAUAUAUACCUAAAAUUACCAUUUUUGGCAUUUUAGCUCACCCAAUAAUGAGCAAAUUUCGAUUUAUUUAUUAUUAAAUUUACUAUUUAAAGAUUAUGUGCAAAUAAGCAAGAGAAUGCUUAUUACUGAGGGAGGGAGUUAGAAGCAAUUUUUAGUAAAAUUGUUAAAGAUUUGUCAGUAUUUGAGCCUUAUUUAGAAAAAUCUUUUAUGAGGCAUAUAUGGAGGAGCUUGCUCGAAGAGCUUAUAGAAAAAUAUAUAACAACUUAAGCAAAAAGAUAUUUUUAUGGCUUAUCAUUAAUUUUUUCAUAAUUUCAUCCAAAAAAGAAUACAGAUUCUAUACUUUUAAAUAAUGCAGGGUUAAGAGAUCAAUCAAUUUUACUUUUGACCGAAACUUUAAGAAGUGACACUGAUAUGCUUUUAAAGCACUUUUGCACUAAAUUAGAUGCAGAUGCUGUGAUACAAGAAAUCAAAGUCCUUAAAGACAUUCUUGAUUUUUUAGAAGCCCUGCCUCAUCAAAUUCCAGAAGCCGUAAAAUCACUGCGAAAAUCGCAAGGCGAUACUUUUUCUCUCAACGUAGCUGUAAGUUUUAUUUAGAAAUAUCCUGACUUACUCUCAUUGCUAUCAUUAGCUAGCAUAUCUUACAUCAAGUGAAUAUUGAAUAAUUUCAAGCCAUUAUUUCCAUAUUCAUAUAGAAUCAUUAUAUCUCAUUUAUUUGAGGAGCGAUUUAGAUAUUGAUGAAAAAAGAUCAGCUACGAUAAAAGCCAAAGAUACUUUUGAAGGGGAAAGGAACAUAGAGCAGAGACAAAAAAAACGAAGUUCUGUUCUAUUUGGUAAUAUUUCUACUGAUGAAACUUUAGUGCAGGUUGAAGAAAAAUCUCAUGCGGCUUCUGAACUGGAAAACCGCAAGAGGAAUGUCACUCAAAUUGUAAACCCGACCUUUCCUGCAUUAGAAGGCUAUUUACUUAAAAAAAGUAACAAACUUGCCUUAAAAGGAAUAGGGAUCAAUAUAAAUCUAGGCUUGGAUAGUCUUUUAAAUAUGGACUAUGACAAUAUUUAUUUUUCUAUCAAAAAUGAUAUUUAGUUGUUGCCUAAAUCAGCCAAUAUUUUUUAUUUAAAAUAUUAUAAAUAUUUAUUUAUUAUGUCACAUAAUUUUGUAUGAUUUAGUGAUAGUUGCUAUAGACUUUAUUGGUAUAAAUCACACAAAGCUUUAGAACCCAUAAAUUCAAUUAGUCUUCAUGAUGUUCAAAGCGUUGAAAUAUAUAAAGACUCAACCACUCCUAAAUUUAAAGUUGUUUCUAGCACCAAAACUCUGAAACUGCAAGCUAGCUCAUUUGAGGAAAGGGAUAAGUGGAUAAAAGCACUUCAAAAGCAGGAAGAAGAAACUCAUCAGAAUGUGUCUUUGUUUAAUUUUGUAACUAAAGAAAGCUUGUUUGAAGAUAUUGAUGGUGUGAGCAAAUUUAAAAGAGAUUUAAUGAAAUUAGCUAUACAGCUAGGAUCGACUCUGCCUAAUAAAAAAAGAAGAAAAAGAGUUAAAAUAAAGCCUGAACCUGCUAAAAUUGUGGUUCCUGAUAUAAUGGAAGAAGAAAGCAAAAGCUGAUGCUGUUGUUUGGCAUUUUUGAAAAGAAAAAAGGAUCCUUUGAGAGAAUCCUUAAUUAUAAACUAA
Molecule: messenger RNA, 3967 nt
Organism: Blepharisma stoltei
Lineage: Eukaryota; Ciliophora; Heterotrichea; Heterotrichida; Blepharismidae
Source: the annotation of a GenBank genome assembly